AUGGCAUCAAAGGAUGACAUCGACUUUCCUUCUAAAGAUCCAUACCGUAUGCGUCCACCAGCGGCAGCCAUAGCAACAGGAGACAGACGCGAUGCACCACCACCACCACCAAGUAUAUACACGGAUCAUCAAGAAGACAAUAUAGAAAAAAGAGCCAAUUCAUAUCUACCCUAUUCCAAUCAUGCACCAGAAUUGCGCCCAGUCGAAUUAUACAUUGAUGAAAACGAGCACCCAACAACCACAACAGCACCCCAUCACCCGCAUGUUCGAUUGGAUUUGUAUAAUGCUGAAGGUGCUAGUAAAUCCAUGCUAUCAGCGCCUGCUCUUUCACUUAUCAAAGCACUUGCAACACAUCCAACGCAUCAACAUCACGAUAAUAAUAACAAUAAUGCGAGCACGACAGCACCAAAAUCAGCCUUGGGCAAUCCACCACUUUCAUCGAUUGACCUUGUACAACGACGACGACAACGACGACAACGUUGCACGCGUCGCAUGUAUAUUUUGUGUUGGACGAUUGCACUUGUGCUUGCAGCUGUCGGGAUUAUCAUUUUCUUUUGUUGGCCAAGGACACCUGGUGUUGCCAUGGCAGAUAAGGCACAAUCCAUCUAUUUACCAGCGGAUUGGGGUCCCGACCAUCAACCUUCGUUGAGGGCUACAUGGCAACUCAAUGUGACAUUGGACAAUACACAAAACUGGAUCCCAACGCGUGUGCAUGGCAUUGACUUUACAAUGGUCGACGAUGCUACAGGUGUUACGUUUGCAACAGGACGACAAGAACCUGCAGGGCUGAUCGUAUUACCACCACGCGCUAUGCAUCCAUUACGUGUGGUAUUACAUGUCAGCUACGAACCUCCUUCUAUCAAUGAUACCACCUUUCAAGACUUGUACAAUGCCUGUGGGCCUAAAAAGAUGGGUGCUGCUUCUGAUCUUGACGUUCACUUGCAGGCAUCCUUCCACAUCUGGGGAUUGGCAUGGAAACCAACAGCAGUAGCACAACCUGAAUCCGAUACAUUUGCAUGUCCUACCAACUAA
Messenger RNA from Lichtheimia ornata, 1032 nucleotides. RefSeq lists its product as uncharacterized. Lineage: Eukaryota; Fungi; Mucoromycota; Mucoromycetes; Mucorales; Lichtheimiaceae. The record is from RefSeq and is a predicted model, not a curated record. The transcript has 3 exons. Bases 1 to 1032 code for a protein of 343 amino acids.